CGAAAAUAUAAAGUCCGACGGCCAACGCCAGACACGACGAGGUAGCUGUAAAUUUUGUCAGAGAAUAAUAUUUUCUUGAAGGGCCAUUCAUACAACUCUUAAAUCGGACCAGAGAGGCGAUCGUCUUCCCAAAAGAUGGUAGGCGGUGUCCCCGGGGGCAGUUUCCCCCUUAUUUCGUUGCCUCGCUAAAAGCCUGCCACGAAUCAGUUGGACGAAACGAUUGCCACAACCGCCAAGAGCACCCCACGACGAGGAACCAGAGCUGCACCAUGGCCGCCGCCGUCUCCCCACGACCAGCACCUCCCGCCAAGGGGAUUGUCAUCAUCCCGUUGGGCGGCUUGGGCACGCGGUUCAAGAAGCAGGGGUUUCCCCAGCCGAAGGGGCUAGUGCCGGUGGAGGAUAAGCCGAUCCUGUUCUGGCUGCUCGACGGGAUUCACUUACCGAAUGAGGAUUGGAUCCUUUGCAUUCCCUACAACACCGAGUACAAGGAGUGGGAUUUUUAUGGAGAGAAAAAAGUUUGUCACAGUCACUAACUUGCAGAUUUUGCAUUACAAAUUUUCUAUAGCAUCACAAAUUUUCCUUGUAUUGCAGAAACACUAGGGAAAUCCCUAAUGAGGUUUGGCUGUGAUGCAUUUUUACGCAUGACAAACAAUUUUGUAUUGCAAAAAUGCGCAUGAGUGAUCGUGACGAACUUUUUUUCUUUGAUAAUUUUGAAAACCGAGUAAAAACCGCAUAUCCCAACAAGCAGAACAUCCACAUGUUCCCCUUGGAAACCCAGACGCGUGGUUAUUACAGUGAAAAAUUAAAAUGCCCCCACCCCCAACGUUGCAAAAAUUUGUGAUGCGAAGUUUCCAAAUGAAAACUUUUUGUCAUGCAUGAAAGGAGAAUGAAUCUUUCUGAUGCAGAGUCUAGGCAUGUAUCGCAUCGCUUGCAUGACAAGCGCCGCUCUUGCUGGGGUCUUUUGCAAUACAAAUCUUUGCUAUUCACGAUUGAAAACCUGUGAUGCUGAUAGAUGCAAGAGGGCGAGUGUUUCACUUGGAAAGGUUUGCAAUACAAAUGCUCCCGAGUUCGAGGGUGUGGGCAUUUUUCAGUGCAAUAGCGGUGCCGCGGAAACCUUGCUCGUCGCGCUGGAGUUUUUGGAACAAACUCUGCCGGACUGGUUUGCAACUUCUGAAAUAUCCUUUGCAAAAGUAUCGUACUAGUAUUGCAGUCAUGCAUUACAAAUCUUUUCUUGAAGGCAAAUCAGCAUCACAAAUUUUAUUUCUCUUGCUGAGGAAAUUCAAAUUUGUAAUGCAUUUAUACGAGUGCGCUGCUUUUGCAAUGCAUAUGAAAAAGACGAGAACAAGAAUCCAAUCCCUGUUUGCAGCAUCGACGCCGAUUCGUUUUACACGAAGGAGUUUGACGCAGUAAAAACCUGGGGUGGCAACUGCAACGCGGUAUUUUCCUUUCAGGAUCUGCAGCCAAAACCGAUCUAUCAAAUGUAAAAAUGUCUAGGUCUGGAAGGAUGCAACUUGUCGUGCUAAAUCUGAAGCAUGCAAAAAUCUGUGCUGCGUGAUUACCAAAAGUCGUCCAGUUUUGACCAAGUCGGGAGGGAGUUUCUCAUGCAGGAGAGAGAUCGCGCAGAAUCUGUCAUGCUAAGUCCUGCACUCCAGACCUCAUGGCUCAUGGAAAAGCUGCGUGACAAAUCGCGCACUCAUCUUCCAGACCCGGACAUUUUUGCAGUUGAUACGGUCUUUUCGUAUGUGGAAGUGGAGGCAGAGGACGAGGAGAAAGUGCUGAACCCACCGGGUACUAGUAGUUGUUCACAAGAACUCAGUACGGGUACUUCUAGUGCUGAGCAGUUGUUACAGCAUGAAAUAAGAUUUACUUCGAAUAAGAUGCGGAUAAAAAAGAUCGUGGAAAAGGAGAAAAUCAGUGAUUGGGCGAAUUCCGGGGUCUAUGCGUUCAAAGAUCAUAAGGAACUAAUGGACUACGUGAAGCAGAUCAUCGAGCGGAACAUCCGACAGAAGAACGAGUACUACACCUCAACCGUGAUCCAGUUGAUGCUAGCCGACGAGAAACCCUUCUUCUGUUGCCCGGUGUCGAACAAAUUUUUUUACUCCCUCGGCACCCCGGAGCAGGUCGCGCAGUUUCAAACCGGGUUUUUGCUCGAUUUGGACGGAACCUUGGUGAAAACCGACGAGAUCUACGUGCAAGUGUGGAACCGGUUAUUGCAGCCGUACGGCCUGUCCGUCGACCAGGGCUUUUUCGAGACGUUUAUCAAGGGCAAGUCGGACUUGAACUUUUUAAAAUACCUAAUGCCGGAAGCGGCGACGGAAGAGGUAGUCGCGAAAUUCGCCACGGACAAAGACAUAUCAAAUGUAAAAAUGUCUGGGUCUGGAAGAUUCUGAGACUUGUCAUGCAUGUUUUGCCUCGGCCAUGAUGUCUGUGAUGCAUGCCCUAGCAUCACAGAGUUUUUGAGGGCCUCGCGAUGCCUAUUCCGCAUGACAAAUGCCCUCUCCGCGUAGCAAGCAUUACACUCCCUUUGCUGCUCAUGCAAUACAGAUUUUUUUGGAAUCCAAAUUCAGCAUCACAAGUUGCAUUCUUCCAGACCCAGACAUUUUUACAUUUGAUAAGACACUGAGUUUGUGAAGACGUUGGAAGAGGUAUUGGGAUUUUGGAUCGUAGUGUAAUUUGUCAUGCAGAAAAUGCUGGGGAAAAUGUGACUCCAUUGCAGAGGACGCAAUGGUGGACGAGGCAGAUUAUGGUAAGUCCUGACAUUGGGUAACAAGAGUUGGGUCAUUGCUGGCUAGCAUCACAGAAGGAAGCUCCUUUGCCCGAAACAGCAUCACAGAUUUGCAUCCGGCCCCGGCGCCGAAAAUUUUUGCCAUGCAACGAUUACUACAGAUGCCGAGCGCGGGGAAAAAAAUCCUGAUUCCAGGCGUCGAGCAGUUUCUGCAGAAGAUCAAAAACGCCCGGAUCGCCGUGGUCACCAGCUGCAACCGCACGGCCGCGGAAUUUAUCCUGAAGAUCACCAAUUUGGCCGACUACGUCACGCUUUUGAUCUGCAGUGAGGACUGCGGCCACCACAAGCCGCACCCGGAGCCGUACCAGCGGGCCAUGUCGCAGUUGCAGAUCGCGGCACAAAACUGCGUCAUAAUAGAAGACUCCUCGCCGGGGCUGUUGGCGGCAAGCAGGGCCUGCGUGUCGAAGGUACUUAUACUUACUUGUCGUGUUGUAUUUGUACCACAGUUACUUAGAGAUCGAUGUGCUAUUAAAAUUGAAGCUCGUCUUCGCGUAGAUUUACUCUUUUGCUUUCAUGACAGGCCCGCUACGUAUUGUGAUGCAAUAUACCACACAAUUAUGAAUCGAAUCGCGAAUAACAAGGUUUGUUUUUUCACCAACGGGGAACGAAAAAACAGUCUGGUCGAGGAAGCGGUUGCUGUGGAGGCGGAUGUCGUUUUUGACGAGUGGGACAGUCUGGACGUGGAUUCCCUCUUUAUUUCCCUAGACACGAUUCAGCUCGACAGCUCGCACGGCACAGGCACCAAUCUGAACCUGAGCGGGACAAGUCACAGCAUAUCGCUCCACCCCGGCGCGACUGAGACACCGAAAUCGAAGCAGAAGCAGCAGAUGCAGCAGUAUGAACUCUAUGCGAAAGAGAUACACAAGAAACUCUCCCAUUUACCGGUGAAAGACGUGCAGUACUCCGUGGAAAGUCUGAAGACCGGCUACAUCUGCGACAUCAACGCAUUUAAGGUGCUGUACACGAACGGCGAUGAACAGACCGUCGUGUUCAAAAUCAGCAACUUCGGGAACGAGCUGUCCAAGGUCGCCACCCAAUUAGACAUGUACGAGAAAGAGGGGUAUUUCUACGAGCACCUGGCGGAAGUGGUUUCGGCGACGGUGUCCGUGCCCAAAAGCUACGGGGUGAUAAGAAAAGAGGAGCGGAUCGGGAUUAUCAUGGAGGAUUUGAGGGUAUAGCAAGUGCAUUACAGCAUGAGCAACAAAAACUGUGAUGCGGAUGUACCUUAAGAAUCAGAUUUGUAAUGCCAAUGCGUGACUGCAUUUCUAUUUGAUAUAUCAGGUUCAGCCCGGCGUUUGGAACUGCGAUUUGAACCAGGACAUUCAACUUCUCCUGAACGUUAUCGCAAGAAAAAACUGCCUUAGUCUCAACUUGUAAUGCGGAACUUCCUUGAAGUAGUUUUUUGUCAUGGUCGACCUGCAAAAAUAAGGCAAACGCAAAGGCACUUCCUACGUGUUUUCUCUUGCAUAUCAUGCCGCAUUACAGGUUUUGGUUUUGCUUUUGCGUGUCAACAUGCUGAGGGAGUUUGUUGUGCUCAGACUGCAAACUAAUUACCUUUGAGACUGAAAAGACACUUCCUUUUUCGUGGGAUAAACGUGACCUCAGCUGCUUUUAGAAUGCACGACACCUACUUAUUCGAGAAGCGCGAAGACGUGAUUCCCUCCAUGGCCAAUCUCGUGACCCCCAAGCAGAUCGUGUACUACCAGGAACUCGUGAAGAACCGGUUUCCGAAAUUUAUCAACCGCAACGGGAUCUUCAUGAGCCAGAAAAACCGCGACGCGUGCGUAAAAAUUGCGGAAAACUACGAAAAGAUCGCGCAUUUGCUGUCAACGUUUCCACUCUCCUUUGUUCACGGCGAUUUGAAAUCCCCGAACAUCUUUUACCAGAAGGCAGGACUGUCCGGGAUGAUGUCCUCCUCGUUUGCGAACAGUGAUAAGGUCGAGCCGGUGCUGUGCGAUUGGCAGUACAUUCAUUUGAACAAAGGAGUCUCCGACAUCGCUUUUCUACUGGUAGAAUCGAUCAAGUUUGACGCAAAAAUCUGCAAUAUCUGCAUCGAUUUCUACUACCACCUCUGGAAGCAGAAGCAGCACCGGUCGUUUAGUGCCCCUACUGCACCAGCGGGAGCUGCAGGUGGGCCGGUGUCCACCUCGAACGGCGGUGGUGCAACGGCGAAUGGAGUGGGGCACAGCAGGAGUAGUAGCCCCAGCGCAGCGGGACCAUCGUCGACUCCUGAAACAUCGUACUACGAGCUGUAUCUGCGCGACUUUAAGCUUUCCCUCUGUUUGUUCCCGUAUUUCGUGAUGGUGUGGUUUAAUAGUGAAGACUCGGACAAGCUGAUCGACAAAUCAUUCCCGAUCAGAUUCAUGAAAAAUUUGCUGGAUUACUACACGUUUUACCUCGACUUGGAGUUCUUCGAGGAGCUGGAGAAGCUGUAGUGAUUACUAGGAGGGAAGAUUUCGAUAUAAGAUUUUGUCCACGUACUAGUCAUGGACAACAUGAAACGAACCAAUCACAUUUCACAGACAAAUGAAUGUGUAGCUCUCGUCCUGGCACGACGUUUGCACGACUGAUUUAUGAAUGUCACGACAUCUUCGACAGUAGGUACCGGAAUUUUCUUUGAACAAAGAGCACAAAAUGCAGGGCGUUCCCCUAGCUUGCUUAUGAGUUCUGUACAAGAUUUCUAGCACGAU
Molecule: messenger RNA, 5475 nt
Organism: Amoebophrya sp. A120
Lineage: Eukaryota; Dinophyceae; Syndiniales; Amoebophryaceae
Source: the annotation of a GenBank genome assembly